Molecule: messenger RNA, 1406 nt
Organism: Aspergillus calidoustus
Lineage: Eukaryota; Fungi; Ascomycota; Eurotiomycetes; Eurotiales; Aspergillaceae
Source: the annotation of a GenBank genome assembly
AUGACAGGAGGCAUCCCGUCCCCUUCUGGAAUGGAGCACUGGCACAAACAGAUCUGGUGGGCACACUUACCGGGCCAGGUUGUCGCGCCGCUUUGUGCCUUCACCGGGGUGCGAUAUGUCCCGAUUCAAACCCCGACCCUCCUAUUGGCACUGAUAUAUGGAUUGACGCUCGGCUUUGGCAUCACACUCGGAUAUCAUCGUCUCUGGGCGCACAGAUCCUUCCGCGCCCACGUCACCCUCCGAGUCUUUCUAGCGGCGGUGGGCGCCGGAAAUGCCCAGCGAUCGAUCAAGUGGUGGGUCACCGGCCACCGGGCACAUCAUCGGUAUCUUGACACGGACCUCGAUCCAUAUAACGCGCGCAAAGGCCUGUUGCAUUCCCACGUCGGCUGGUUACUAGUGCGACCACCCACCAAUCACUGGGGUGUGGACAUCUCCGAUCUCGAGAGCGACGCCGUGGUCAUGUGGCAGGACCGCUAUUUCAUCCCUUUGUCGGUCACUAUGUGUCUGGUAGUUCCGGCUCUGGUGUCCUGGAUGGGCUGGGGGGAUUUUUGGGGCGGACUCUUGUAUGCUGGGUUGUGGCGCAUGGUUGUUGUAUUUCACUGCACGUUCACAGUGAAUUCCCUUGCGCAUUGGGCCGGGCAGCAGCCAUUCUCCAGAACGAUCACGGCUCGCGACAACCGCCUCGUCGGCUUGUUGGCAUUGGGGGAAGGGUAUCAUAAUUUCCAUCACGAGUUUCCUAUGGACUACCGCUGUGGAUUCCGACGGUAUGAUUUGGAUAUGACCAAGUGGGUCAUCAGACUACUCGCCACACUGGGCCUCGCCACUCACCUGCACACCGUCAGUGAUGUGGUUAUCCAGAGCUGCCGAGAGCCGCACCGUGGUGGUGGUCGUAUCGAAGCCAAGAGCUCGCCCUCUGACUAUGUUCCGGUGAUCGAUUGGGAGGAUUACACGCAACAGGCAGCAAGUGGCCGUGCCAUGGUUGCGAUCGCUGGAUUCGUCUAUGAUAUCACCGAAUUCGUCGAGCGACACCCCGGGGGAGAAGAGGUUCUGCGCGCAGCGAUUGGACGUGACGCGACGGCGAUGUUUUAUGGCGGUGUCUUCUCCCAUUCAGUCACAGCGAGCAGCCUGCUGUCUACCAUGUGUGUGUAUGUGAUUCGGGGUGGUGGACGCGUGGAGAUCCGUCAGAAAACAUAGUAUUACAACUAGGUUUGGUUUCAGGGUGGCCCAAUGCCAACCUAUAUAUACACCCUGCUUUAUCUUUCGUGGUCUUUACUGUUUGGCCGCCCAGCAUGAAUUCUGUUCUCUCAGGAGACUGGAUCCGCAUACCUGCCAGGCAGGGAGUCCGCGCUAUAGUAGAAGUAUUGUUGCAACCUCUUAGGGAUGAAAAUAAAUUACCCAAACCUAAA